UCUGAAUGUUUGUGAGUGGGAGAAGCGAGUAUCAUCAUUUAUCACUCUGUUUUCAGUCUCCAGCACUACUUUGUUAUAUAUAUUAAUUAUUUUUAGUGUUAAUUGCUUCCUUCAAUCUCGAUAACUUCAAAGAUUCUCCAGUAACUUUUUCAUGUUCUCCUGUCGCUCUCUAUCUUGAUUUGUGACUCCGGAAUACCAAUACAAGGUUGGCUGAAGAAUCUUUGGAGUGAAGAUCCCAAAUGGCGGCGUUUUUAGUUGAAUGGUGUUAGAGAAGCAGUUCCAGGAGUAUAUGGUGCAGAAUAUUCAUUUGUUCUUAAAGUGCAAUCUGGUGACCCGUCUAAUUGAACUGGAAUUUUUUAGCGUAUUGGGUUGGAUUCUAUGUUAGAUUUUUUUUCUGGGCUCUCGCCUCAUGGUUGGGGAUGAUGAGGUUGUAACCGAGCUAAAGCUGAAGUGAACGAGAUUGAUCUGGCUUUGAUUUAAUGGCAUCCAUUAGAAGAACCUUGUCGCCUGUCCCUAGGCAGGGGACAUUACUAAAUGCGGAAGCCUGUUCAGUUGCUUCUCCCCUGUCGAAGUCCUCAACAUGUGCUCAAAACUACCCUGUAUCUGGUGGAGGAUUAUCUUCUCUCCUUGGUUUCAACGAUUCUCAUGCUUUGUUUCUCGGGGUUUCAUCACCAAAAUCUUCUAGGCCACUUGAAAGAUCAAAACCAAAAGCUCAUGUUUGGAGAAGAGCUUUAUUCCAUUUCUUCCUUUGUUUCACAGUUGGUGUCUUCAUUGGACUAAUCACAUUAGCCUUCCAGGAUUUUUCGAUGAAUUCAAUCUCAAAGCAUCAAGCUUUCUCCUUUGGGGUGGUAUCAACUGCUGGUAAAUUGCACACACAUAAAGGUAUCACUAUAGAUGGAAUGUCACUGGUGGACAAUGGAGAUGUCAUGAAGGACAACACAACUGAGCCCCAAGUGAAGGAACGGGAAUUGAUGUCUGGUGUUUAUGAAGAUAUCUCCAUUAAUGUGUCAUCUCCUCAAAAUACACCUAUUGUGUUCCAGAAGCUUUUGAUAAUUGUGACCCCAACAUAUGCUAGACCAUUUCAUGCCUAUUAUUUGCAUCGUUUAGCAUACACGUUAAAACGAGUCCAGCCUCCUCUGUUGUGGAUAGUUGUUGAGAUGACUACCCAGUCAGUGGAAACAGCUGACAUCCUAAGAAGAUCUGGUGUAAUGUAUAGGCAUCUUAUUUGCAAAAAGAACCUGACUGAUAUGGAAGACAGGAGCAGUCACCAGAGAAAUACAGCACUCAAUCACAUUGAAACUCAUCGUCUUGAUGGGAUUGUCUACUUUGCAGAUGAUGAUAAUACAUACUCUGUUGAUCUUUUUCAGGAGCUGAGACAAAUCAGGCGUUUUGGGACAUGGACUGUAGCGAAGUUGAACAAAAAGGAAAACAAAAUUGUUAUAGAGGGCCCUGUUUGUAAUGGAACUAAGGUCAUUGGAUGGCACACAAAUGAACCAAGUACUCCAAGAUUUAGGAGAUUCCAUGCUGAAAUGUCCGGGUUCGCCUUCAAUAGUACCAUUCUUUGGGAUCCAAAGCGGUGGCGUCGACCCACAAUUGAAGCUAUUAGACAACCUGGCACAGUUAAAGAAGAGUAUAAAGUUUGUAUCCAACUCAUCUUGUCUGUCUUUACAUGACUAAUUCAGUGAACCUCAUAACGAUAGAAUUCACCCUUUCUCUAUUCCUCGUAGCAAAUGUAACUAACUAUCUAAAGGUAUAUGUAUCUGUAUCAAAUUGUCCAUUAUC
This is a messenger RNA of Carica papaya (papaya), 1782 nucleotides long. The record is from RefSeq and is a predicted model, not a curated record. NCBI's taxonomy places the organism in Eukaryota, Viridiplantae, Streptophyta, Magnoliopsida, Brassicales, Caricaceae.